Messenger RNA from Penicillium chermesinum, 1263 nucleotides. RefSeq lists its product as uncharacterized. The coding region runs from base 1 to 1263 and encodes 420 amino acids. Lineage: Eukaryota; Fungi; Ascomycota; Eurotiomycetes; Eurotiales; Aspergillaceae. The transcript has 2 exons. The record is from RefSeq and is a predicted model, not a curated record.
AUGGAGUAUCACGCCGUUCCCAUCGACGAACGCGCUCGAGAUGAGCAGGGCAACCUUUUGCCUUGGGGCUAUGUUUACAAAGAUGAAUCACGGAAUCCUCGACGACCACCAGAAGAGACGGGGCCCUUCGGCAAGAAGCGAAAUGCUCGAUACGAACACACCCGGUCCCGCACAAGGACCGGCACACCCGCAAAGCGCGAGAACCCCAAUGUCCUCGAAUUCGGCCGGUUACUCGCCCAAAGAGAUGAAGAAGAGAAGGCACAGGGACUCCCAAAAUCCUCAUCCUCUUCCAGCUUAGACAACCCUCGCAAGCAGACGGAGAAGGUUGCGACCGAGUGCAUCCUGUAUGGAUACAAGGCCAAGGAGUUCGAAUGGAAGGCUAUCGACAAGUACGAGCGCAUCUCACAAGGCAUGAUUUGCGAAGACUACCCACGCACCGACCCCAAUUCCACAACCCAAUACUCGCAGCUGCUAAGCGGUGGCGACAUCGUGAUCCGCUCCAAACUCUCCGCGGACGCAAACGCCAAAUCGAAGCGCUAUGCAGGCGGUUUCCACUGGAUCAAAGUGACCUUCGACUCAACCUCCGCCGCCGAUCGCGCAUGCUUCUACCCCCCCCAAGAAAUUGACGGACACCUCGUCUUCUGCCAGCUAUACAAUGGCCACGGCCCUGCUGAAGACAGCCCUAUCCUAGCCGACACAGCACCCGCGAGCCUUCGCAACCGCGCCCCUCGCACCCUCACCUCUACCCACUCCACCGCGUUCCUUUCCGGCAAAGAACAGGACCGCAUGACGCUCCCCCGCUCAUUCGGGGUAAACAACCUUGCCCGAGUCGCCGACAUCGAGGAGGACAACGACGACUUGACAUCAUCCACGACCGCCACCGAGGGCACCGCCGUGCCUAGUGCCAGCACAACAGGUGUCUCGACAGGCCUGGACCGCUCGUCCUCACUGCACCAGCGCAGUGUCGCUGGCCCGGCAGAGGCCAAGCCUGAAUCUGAAUUUAUGACCCACGUUCCUAAUGUCCGCCGCGCGAAGCUCCACCCUCUCACCGAGGCUCUCCCGCCACAACCCACCGCCGUCGAGCGCGUGCUGCGCUCGAUCCCUAUUUUGAAUUGGUUCUCCGGCGACAUUGUUGGAGACGGUGCGCAGCUGCGUGAGGACGGAACAUUCGAUUACGAGAAAUCAGGUCUGUAUUGGCGAUUCUGGUAUAUGAUUGAUGGGAUUUUAGGGACUGAUUUCUGUGCGUUGAAGUCGGAUGAGUGA